Molecule: messenger RNA, 7440 nt
Organism: Dermacentor silvarum
Lineage: Eukaryota; Metazoa; Arthropoda; Arachnida; Ixodida; Ixodidae
Product: rRNA methyltransferase 1, mitochondrial
Exons: 10
Coding region: 282-1358 (358 amino acids)
Biological process (GO): rRNA methylation
Cellular component (GO): mitochondrion
Molecular function (GO): RNA binding; RNA methyltransferase activity
Source: RefSeq, a predicted model, not a curated record
UUCUUCUCAUAGUCGCUCAACUUUUGUCACCUUGCUAAAGUUUUAAAAGUAACACUUUUGCUUCAAGUAACAAUUUUAAUUUCUUCAGUGUUUACAGAGACCGAAUAAACCGUAAAUAACAAAUAUCUUCUAAGUAGUAGUUGCACGUCUUACCCAAAUGGCGCUGCUGUGUUACUCGUAAAGACGCACGAUUCAAGCGGUCAACCUUGGCGAAGAAAACGUGCUCGUGUUUUGGUUUGUGCACAUCGAAACUUUUCCAUUCUGCGAAAGCGCCUUGUUCAAUGGCUCGUCCGCUAACUGCUUGGAUGCGAGGGUGCUUGAAGACGUCGUACCUCGGGCCUCGCCCCGUCUCGAGUGCUUGGUUCUCGCGUCAGUCUAACCCGGAAGAAUGGGAGGCACUUAGCGGUGAUCUCCUGUCCAUACACUCGAAGCGUGAAAAGGACAUACCAGUCUCCAAAAAGCGCAGAAUCGGAAGACCAACUCUGAAGGCAACGGAGCAACGUUCAAGCAAAGAGCAGGCGCCAAAAACAUGCCUCGGCAGUGAGCACGUGUUCGGACUGCACCCUGUACUGCUUGCACUGCGUGCACGCAAGCGAAUCCUGUACGAGCUGCACGUUGAUGCCGGCAAGCUGUCCAGUGUGGGCAGGCUGGAGCAGAGCCCGUUGCUGCUGCAGAUACUGGACCUGGCCAAGAAGCAGGAGCUACCCGUCAGUGGAUGCCCACACAACCGCCUGCAGCAGUUAUGUGGUGGAGCGACCCACCAGGGCGUCUGCCUUGAUACAUCCCAGCUUCCUGUUCUGCCAGGUGAAAACUUGUUGGGCUCCUUGGACGAAAGUGACAUCCGGAAUGAGCCUGGUAGGCCGCUAUGGCUCUUCAUGGAUAGGAUACUGGAUCCAAUGAACUUUGGUGCUGUCCUCCGAUCGUCUUGCUAUUUCGGUGUCCAGAAGAUUUUCAUGCCCAGCAAGGACAGUUGCCGUCUGUCGCCAACAGUGAGCAAGGCAAGCUCGGGAGCGCUGGAAUUGAUGGACCUAUACGUCCUGCAAACGCCGGAGCGAUUCAUGGCGGCGCUGAAGGCGAAGGGCUGGUGGAUUGUGGGGACAUCAAGCUUUAACGACUCAACAAGGCAAGCGUCGGGCAGUGAAAGUCGUAAGCUCACUUGGGACCUACCGCCACCUGACAGGCCUGUGAUGCUGAUUGUAGGUAAUGAGGGCCAAGGGGUGCAGCCAGAGCUGUCUGCCUUGUGCGACUCCGUCCUCUGUGUGGCCCCUUUGGAGGAAGACAGCCCCAUUGGCAGCCUGAAUGUCUCCGUGGCAACGGGGAUAGUUCUACAUCAUCUUUCCUUGGGUCAACGAUCGUGAGGGCGACACAAGAGGCACUACAACCGAAGCCAUCGCAUAUUCUCGUGUCUGGGACAUCACUUGGACAAGGUUCAGGUGAUGUUCUGCGCACACCCCUUUCCGGGUGACUUUGACAGCCAGGCUGGACCCAGCUGGACUGACUACUGCGACUUGCGCAACGUACCUCCUGGUCUUUGCUUUGUCCUGGAACAACACUUGUGUUACAUGUCACACCGUUGAUGCGAGAAUGGUGGGCCAUGUGCAGUUUUUCUCCGCAGGUGCGGGGAUUGUGUGAAUAGCAAAUUUUAGGGACCUAGAGAGUUGCCCUAUUGGUAGUUACAGUAGCUUCAGAAUGUUUUAAAAGACGGAAAAGUACGGUCCUUUUGCUAAACAGUGCCUGUUAAGGAAGUGCUCUUUGAAAAGUCUCUUUUUUAAAUAAUUUUUUUAUUCGGACUUUGAAAGAAAUGAUCAUAAUAUGGUCUAUAAAUAGAUGGUCUAUAAUAGUCAUUAUAGCCGGUGACAACCUAAAAAUUUAGUAGCAAGUACACUUCUGUCCAACUCAAAGGAAAUUCAUGCAGAUGCGCCAGCCAUUUGCAUUUGUUCAUUUAUGUGAUGUUGUGGCGAAGUUGAGCGUCUUUCAAUGGGGGUAUCUUUCGAAGAACUGCCGUGUUUACUUGCAUAAUGAACACAUUCGUGCAAUGAAUGCACCCACCACCUAUCCAAUCAAAAAGUGCCUUGUUUAUUUUCUUCGCAUAAUGAUCACACCCCGAACUUGCCUGCGUGAAGUAGGACACACACGGUACGAUUCACGUCCAAUGCAGCAUCUGAAACGCCAGAAGGGCAGCCAGAUCCAAGGCAUUUUGCCUUGCCUUAGCACUGGAUCAGACCCGACAUGCGAAAGAAAUUGGAGAUACACGGUGCAAUCGGCGUCCAAUAUAGCGUUCGAUGCGCUGGAACCAAAGUGUUUUGCUCUGCUAUAGUGCCAGAUCAGAUGCUGGUGCAUGCCAAGCGUUGCAGGCAUCCGAUUUGGCGCUAUGGCACGGCAAACCGCCACGGUUCUGGUGCUUUGGGCGCAGUGUCAGAUGCCACAUCGUAUCACGUGUCUCCUACAUUUUAGAGGUGGCUGCGGAAAGAAAUCGCUCAAUAUAUUACCCCACCUAAUAAAUGCACCUCUGAGCUUUGCGACAAUUUUCCAGGAAAAAAAGUGCGAUCAUUAUGCAAGUAAAUACGGCAUGUUUUGAACCAUAUAGGUGUUAAAAAUUGUAGAGAAAGAAAAAGUCAAGAAUGCGUGAGGCGAAGGCUUGCGCUAGGGCCAUCUUAGCAGUUCGAUCAAUAAACUGCAGCGGACGGACGUCAGUCUCUGUCUCCAACAUAGUUUAUGGUGCCGUGAAACCCGGGAGAAGACUGGUGUCCUGAACUGACCAUGGACCGACUACGCCAUCAGCGCAACACCAUUAGAAGUGCCGCUACCCAUGUCAUCGCCGCUGCAACCGAAGCUUUGCAAGAAACUGAACCGACGCAUACCGACUUGCAAAUGCUCCUGAACGAACUUGGCGACAAAGACCAUGGCCUCGCUAAAAUCAAUGCCAAAAUCGAAGAGCUCGUGAUCGAUGACAACGAAUUUGAAGCCGAAUUUACUGAGGCCCUUGAAUACCAUGAGAUGAUCUGCCACUCCAUUAGCCGGGUUUGUUCCAACAUGAAUUUCCGCGCUGUCAUUGGAUGGCUACUGACUGUCGCCAGCCCUUUGCGAGGACAGGAGGCAGUACACACAGGAGGCCGAUACGGCAACCAACCGAGUGUGAGCGCGAAGGCCACAGCAUCAUCACAGUACGUACAACAACUGAAACUCAAGACCAAAGGAAGCGUACAGUGUCCACUCUUCCUGGAGAACGACAAGGCGAUCGCUGCUGAGCCUCGAGCAAGGUGAUCAAAUACAAAACAGUGAACCGAAUCACCAUCCCUCUUGCUUCUCGCUCAACCGCCACCGCAACGUGGAGACCGACCAUCACCGGCAAAUCAGUGCUCAAACCCGUAGCCCAGAGACCAGCAUAUCGGCAGCAUGAAGACCUCCUUAGACCUUCAACAAAAAACAAGACACAAGCUACCAUAACAACUGCCAUAAGAAUGACUGUUCUGUCAUUGAGGAAUACUGCUACGUGCAGCCAUCCUCAGGAUGGUUCAGGUCAUCCCAGCACGAGCACUGUUGUAUCGAAGACAUAACAAAUCCAACCAGGUCUUUUGCGACUGCACCGGCAUCUCCUACUGAGCUAACCUUCAUCGACCAACAGGGCUACAUCGCGCCGACAACAGCAAGUCCACCACCGCCGGAGACGCUUGACGAGUCGAAGUUCUACAAGUUCAGCCAAGGUUGAGUGAAAGUGUCCAACUUUCUUGGCACUGCGGCUCCACUCGUUGCUUGGGCGCCGUCGGGUGAUUCAUGGGCUUCCGUUCCAUCCUGGUGGGACGCCAGCAGCAACCGCAACCACCGCAGCAGCCAGCUCGUCAAGUUGUUGCAGACUCGUAAAACGACAAGAGAAUGUACCUGUUGCACCGAUGAAAGCAUGCCACGAGCGCGACAAAAGUGCGCCCCAACGGCUCUUCUCCAUCAAAACUUCAGCAGCGAAGCUGGGCGCUCCCGGACUACAGUAGCCUUCCGACGAAGAGGCCCUUCGUGUCUAAAGACCCCACAGAGCCCUCGUUGCAGUCCUCGCCGCGUGAGGUUCAUCUGCCGCUACCCUGACCGACAUGGCCAACUCAUUCAUGUGUUUCCUGACAAACUUCGGCUACAAGCUGGACCGAAAGUGGGGCAACUUGAAGGCUCGCGUCAAGAAGACCGACAAAGGGGGCGUGCUGGUUCCUGUGGGUGCAGCGUUCGCGUAUCAUGCUUCAACACUGUGCCUGCGUCUGUGGACGCCAUUGUAUCUGGUUCCGCGCAUUGCUGUGCCCACUCGAAGCAUCACAACCGCCGACAGCAACCAUCGUUUCCUGCAAGUGUGUUCUCGUCUCUUUCCUAUAAGACCGGCUUCUAUAACCUCCGCCACGUUCGUCACGCUUCCAACCCUUCCAGCGUCGUCUGCUAACUCCAGUUUCUAUGUGCCACCUCUCUUCACUGCACUGAGGACCGAAUGUUUUCAAGUGCCCUGAAAAGGUCAUUCCUGAUAGUACUGACGAUCAGCAGGUCCGACGUACUGUGCAGCGUCUCUAGACCUUCUGGAUUCGCACACGUGCAACGUGGCUGCGGGAGUGUGUUGAAAACUGUAGAGGAAGAAGAGAUUAAGAACGCGGGAGGCGAGGGCUCGCGCUAGCGCUAUCUUAGCAGUUCGAUCAAUACGUCUCAGCGAACAACUGCAACCGCAGACGCGCAAUCGCUUCGUUCCUUACAGAUUGUAGAAGCAUGCUCUGAAUUCUUAGGUUCUCACCGAUUGUAGUAGUUUGUGAUGCUGAUUUUAGAACUGUCAUUGAUAUUAGGGGUGUGCGAAUAUCACAUUCUUAGAAUACGAAUCGAAUAGUAUGAAUAUCCAGCUUCAAAUAUUGAAUCAAAUAUUGAAUAAUCCAAGACAGAAGCUUUUUUCACGAAUAAACUUUCAUUUCACCAUAUAUUUAUGUUGAAAACUAUGUGCUAUUAGAACACGAUGUGUGAUUGACAGAGUCAUGUCAGUCAUGACAGACUGUCGCUGUUAUGACAGACUACCGAGACUAGCUUUUCAAACCACAAAUGUAUCGCACACAAAAUUUCGCAGUUUAAGGGGGGAUGCUACUCGGAAAAACGUUUUCUUUAAAUGUCUGUGACAGCUCAAUGAAACUUUCACCAUUAACAGAUUUUGAGCUCCCCUUUUCAAAUCCGCUUUUAGUUUCUUGAUAUAUCACAUUUGGAUUUCUUGCGCACCAUGCAUUUGUAAGAACAAUGCAUUUUUGUGAAAGCUUAGGCGAUAACAGUGAGCACACAAAAAACACUAAGACAGGGUGCGCACAGGACCUUGAAAUCUUGAAAACCCUAGAAAUUGAAAGUUCCGUUUCCAAGGCCUUGAAAGUCCUGGAAUUUCUUUUCCAUCCUUGAGAACCCUUGAAUUCGUGGGGUUUCCAUGGGGUCCGACUGUGCGACUCACAUUAUAUGGCGGUUCAGGGUGGUCCCGGCAAGCUUCGUUGCUUUCCGCAACGCCGGGACCACGAAGUCAAACUUCCUGCGCGAGGAACAGGCGAGCGCAUGUCCGCCGCACAAUUUUUUUUCCCCUCUUUAUUGCUUCGAUUUCGGGAUUGGCCAAAAGCCAUAAGUUGCUGGCCACAAUGAAGCUAGAGCAUCUCGAUCUCCUCGGAAAAAAUACAAGUUGUGCCAUCAUGCUUAUUUGUAACGAAAAAGCAGUUACAUGAAUCUGAACAGUUGAAUUUGGUAGUAUUUCACUUUUUUGGGGGAGUUCGCCUUGGGCUGAAUUUAUUGGCAACCCACUAAAAACAGGUACAGCCUCAUAGCCUGAGCGUUGUCUGUUGGCGACAUUGUGCUUUGUUUAUCUGUGCGUGUGCACUCCAAUGCCGUCGACGCUUUGUUUGCUUUUCCCCCCAUUUCGGUUGUGGUGCGCAUAGUUCAGAAUAAUGCCUGGGAAAUGUAAAUUCCGAAGCGCCUGGCUCAGCAACGACGAUUAGAAAGUGCUGUCCAAGUGGGUCACAAGCUCCAUGAACAUUGCCGACGGCAUCCAAGCCUUCUUGUUAGCAUUGUAAGUACAAGGCAGACGACCAACAUGCUUGAAGCAGCGGGGUUUCCGAUACCGGCCUAUAACAGCAAUAUUUUCUCUCAGCCGUCAGCAUUGCAGCUGAAGAAAACUGUCACGCGCUGCUUGCGUGACAGGUUUCCGAUACCGGCCUAUAACAGCAAUAUUUUCUCUCAGCCGUCGGCAUUGCAGUUGAAGAAAACUGUCAUGCGCUGGCCGCCUUGCAAGCAUCGCUCUUGAAGCAGAGGCUUUUCUCAAGCUGGACAUUAUAAUAUACACCGGCCUCAUCGGCAUUAAAAAUAUUGCGAGCUUCAUAGCCUGCAAUGAGCGACGGCAGCGUGCUUCUCAUCCAGUUGCUAACGGCCGACUCAUCAACCUUUUUUCCUUCACCGCUGACAGUUUUGUAGCCAAGACCAUGCCUAGUCUUGAAACGGUGAAUGCAGCCGCUGGAGGCCUGAAAAUCGUCCACCCUGAGCAAUAAUGCGAUGUCGGAGGCCUUUUUGAGAAGAAUCGUGCUGUCAACGUUCACCACAGCAGCAGUAACCUCUCUGAACCAUGUUAAGAGGACGUCCUCUACCAUAACAUAACGCGCAGUCUUCGCCUUCCUUGCGUCUGCACUGAAGCGUUGCACAUUUUGGGUGAUGUCACGCUGACCAACAGUAGUGGACAAGGUCGGUGACGCUAGGCCUACUUUUGCAAGAUCAGUGCGUUUCCUUUUCGGGUCCUCAUCGACCAUUUAAAUUUUAAGAUCCCCAGCUUCUCCUUAAAUGAAAGAGCUCUUCGAUUCCUGGACAUGUCGACCGGCUUGUAGUGCACGUAUCCAUUCGGGCGGCUGCGAAAACUUCACAGAACUGGCUUCACGAGAACGUUGGAUACAGCACAGCAUGAGCCUCACGAGUGGCAAGACGGAGACUCCGGGCUGUUUCCACUCCAUACAGUUGCGCGCAUUUGCCGCUGUGUUAUCUGCGGCCUUCUGCCAGCCUCCCCCCAUGCUGCGAGCAUGGAAACGGUCCGCCUGCCGACCCGCCUCGGCAUGCUCGGCUCAGCCUUCUCACCACUUUGCUGCCGGCGGUCGUGACGGUCACGGCUCACUCAUUCGUAUCACCCGAACUGGUGUAGGAAAGCGUCCGGGCCAUCUGAAAUGUGGCUCAUAGCAUGGUGAGAGUCAGUGGUUAGUGCGCUUUCGCCGGGGAAUUGUGUGAAUUUGUAUCACCCUGAAACCUGAAAUUCAUACCAGCUGUGAUCGUAUCACUGAGGUCUUGCUGUACAAGCCGGUUGGUUGUUCCGUACUCAAGCAAACGCAGUAAACGGGUCAGAGUCAGGAGUAAAAAAAAAAAAAGAAAAAAGAAGAAACAAGAUAUUUAUCAACUGACCACGAUACACAAAUGAAUUUUAGAAAA